This is a messenger RNA of Patella vulgata (common limpet), 4547 nucleotides long. RefSeq names its product sorting nexin-30. Gene Ontology annotation, molecular function: phosphatidylinositol binding. Bases 9 to 1439 code for a protein of 476 amino acids. NCBI's taxonomy places the organism in Eukaryota, Metazoa, Mollusca, Gastropoda, Patellidae. The record is from RefSeq and is a predicted model, not a curated record. The transcript has a single exon.
GUGACAAGAUGGCCGAAGAAACUGCAACUCCCCAUUCUGUUAAAGAUGAUGCAGAAUUAGACUCCUCUCCGACUAAGGCUGCAGAUGAAAAUGUUAAAUUUAGAGAUCCUUUGUUAUCAGGUUUCGACCGUGAAAGUGAUGACGAUGGCAUGGAGAGCUUAGACCUGAAUGCUUCAAUAAAAUCGGAUCAAACAGUGUCAAGAAGUUCCAGUCUGAUUGCAAAUUUCAAGUUAGAUGAGGAUGCAGAUGCUGAAACCAAAGAUUUAUUUAUUGUUGUCGAUGAUCCAGAAAAACAUACUAGCACCUUGGAAUCAUACAUAACCUUCCGGGUGCAAACCAAGACCAAUAGAAGUGAAUUUGACGGUGCUGAGCUGAGUGUUCGGAGACGUUAUAAUGAUUUUUUGUGGCUGCGACAAAGGCUGGAAGAAACGUACUGCACACAUCUUGUACCGCCUUUACCAGCUAAACAUAGCUUAAAGAGAUUGGAUCGAUUUAGUCCAGAAUUCUUGAGAGUUAGAGAGGGUGCACUUCAGAAAUUCCUUACACGUCUUGCAGAUCACCCUGUUUUAUCGUUUGACAAGAACUUGUUUGUAUUUCUGACAGCUAAGGCCUGGGAGUUCCAGGCCCACAAGAAACAAGGCUCAGGUAUUUUUUCAAGAGUAACAGAUUCCCUACAUAAUAUGGGAGCCUCUUACAUGAUGAAGAAUCGACCACCAGAAUUUGUAGUUAUGCAUGAAUACAUUCAAACAUUUGGUGAAAAACUUGGUGUAAUGGACAGAAUUUCACAAAGAAUACUGAAGGAGUCUACAGAAUAUUUAACAGAAUUAACUGAAUGGGCACCAUGUUUUAUGCUGUGGGCUAACUCAGAAGAUAAGUUGAAGGCGAGUCUCCUGGCCAUGUCCAAAAAUAUAGAAGAGUGCUGUAAGGAAUUAAAAGACAUGAUUGAUUCUACAGAGGAUGAUUUCGCUCAGCCGUUGAAAGAGUACAUUUUGUAUACAGAAUCUGUGAAAGGUGUUUUAAGAAGAAGAGAUGCUAUGCAGAUGGAGUAUGACAUGAUCGUGGAAGAAUUAGCUAAAAAGAAAGAGGAAAGAGAGCAAAUAAAGACCUCAGAUCAGACCUAUUCUAUUGGGGCUUUCCUUGGUAAAGAUCCAGAAGAUGUUAAAGAAACCAAAAGAGAAAAAUUAGAACAACAAUUGGUAGAUCUCACACAACAGAUGGACAUGUUGAAUGAUAGAUUAGUCGUGGCUAAUGCAGAUUUAAAAGCGGACAUGGAGAGAUGGCAUAUUAACAAGCAACGCGACAUGAAAGAAAUAUUUCUGAAUAUGGCUGAGAGAAAUAUACAAUACUACGAGAGGUGUUUAGAAAAGUGGGAGAAUACAGUUCGUGAUAUACAUCCAAGAAAUGAAAAUGCAGAAGAUGGAAUAAUUGUUUCUUCAUAAUAUUAAUAAAAUGAUGUUGUUAUCACAAGCACAAACUAUUCAUUUAGACCACAAUUCCGAUUUUGUCUUUUAAGUUAAGGAUGAACUACCGUACAGUGGGUAUAAGACAAUAACCACUUGGACUUCACUAUAGUGCAUACCAUUAUUUCAAAUAAUAUACAGGCAAUGUGCCAAUCGUACAUUAUUGUAUAAGAAGAGAUGAAAUAUUGGACUCGUGCGAUUUCAUUGAAAUGCAUGUGCGGGAUAGUGUCUGCGCUUUAAGUUGUUUAAUGGUUUCAAGCAAGACAUUGCAUAAUAAUAUAUUGAUACAACACUCAGUCUGAUUAAAACACAGAUCCUAUUUCGUUUCAUUUUUUAUAGAUUUUUAAAAUUUCGUUUUACUUGUCUUUACUACACUAGGAUCUAGAAGAGUUGUUAUAUUACCGGCGUUUUGGAUGAUGUAAGGGAUUAGCCAAUGUAACGGUCUGUUAUGGAGAUUUUUUGACGUGAGGUACACGGAACUGUGGGUAACCCACUAAGAACAUCAACACUGAUUGCUUAAUCAAAUGUCUGACGUCAUAGGCUCAAAAGCCGCUCGUAUGAACCCUGGCAUGACCUUCCACUUCAACCGGUGAGAUCUUCAUGUAGUAGAGGCUAUCGAAAGAAUUAAGAUCAAAAUGAAAUGAAAUAUAGAUCUGUAUUUUGAUUAGAUUGAUAUAACAAUUAGCGUGGUAUCAACAUAUUACUAAAUGUCUUGCUCUCGACGGUUAAACCACUUAUAUUUGAAUCGUUCUAGUCCUGUAAAUACACCAAGAUUUUUGUAAAAUUGACUUUUAGUUAGGAAAGGGAUGUGUGUGAAAAUGUGUGUCUAUGAAGUUUUAUAGAAGAACUGGAAGCUAAUCAUAUCAAUAGACUGCUAUAAAUAUACACCAAUGAAUGACUUAUGAAUAUUCUAGAUUCAUUAAGACAAAUGAUGUUGAUUAGAUGUAAUUUUUACCAUGCUGUGAGAUAUGGUUAAUUAUGGAAGAAGGUUGAAUAUAUUGUUUAUGAUUUUAUAAUAGGUGUUAAUCAUGUUGUGCUAUAGUAUUUCUUGACUGUAAAUAUUAAAAUGCACCAUUCUGAAUUCAUUAAGAGAAAUGCUGUUGAUAAGAUCUAUUUUUCUCCAUUGUGAGAGAGAGGUGGUUUAUUCCAGAAGAUGGUUGAAUAUAGUAUGAUUUUAUAGGAUGUUUAUCAUGCUGUGCUCUAUUUCACUGACUAUUUCUUGAAAUUCACAGAAUAUUACCAUUCAGAUGGUUAAUAAAAUACAUGUAUGCAGUCACACCACAGUUUUAUUAAUACAAGUUUGCAUCAGAUAAAUUUGAUAGUUACAUGUAUUAUGUCAAAGGCACGUAAUUAAGCGUCAGGCCUGGAAAUAGCAGUUUUAGAUGUACCUGACAAAAUGUCAGAUACUAUAUAAUGAAAUAGUACCUGACAUUUUCAACUUAGUGCUGGACAUGUAUUAAUAAUGUCAAUAAAAAAGACAAAUCAGUGCUGGACAAAAUGACAGGCACCAGAGGUUUUGUGCCUGACAAAACCUGAAUCUGUGCCUGACAUUGUCUGUGAAAGGUGCCUUAUUUCCAGGCUUGUUAAGUGUGUAAUAAUUUUUGAAGUGAUUGAAACAAAUUUGUGCUUAUUUGUCUGAAUAAAUGAAAUGGGGUUUAACAUCCUACUUUUCUAUAUAGACUCAGCUAAUGAAGACAGAAAUACAUCAUACAGUUUUGGCCAGACAGUGUCACUAAGGCAUCCUAUUAAUCGAAUUCCAAUUGUCAAUGUGUACAUUGGACCUUGGUUUUUCAUCCUACCCGAACGACUACACACGGUUUCAGCUAAAUAUAUCGUACUUAUACUUAUUAAAUGUGAUAAAAUUGAUGUUAUAAAUUAUUUUGUUUUUUUUCAGUAACAUUUUUAUUUCUAUUAUGUGUUUUAACAUACUAGGAUUUCAUGCAAUAUUGACAAUAGAUGUCUAUAAAUAGAUUUUUAUUCAAUAAGGGACUGUUUCAAAAUUUUGACACUUGCUUCCAAACAAAUAUCUUGUGGAUAGAUAGUCAACACCCCCUGUGACCCUGCCCCACUCCAACCUGUCCAUCGAUAUUCAACAACCCCUGCGACCCUGUCCCAUCCCCACCUAUUCAUCGAUAUUCAACACCCCCUGCGCCCCUGCCCCACCCUCACAUGUGCUAAUAGAGUUCGAAAAUGUUGAAAUUUCUGUUCAUGAUUCAAUAAACAACCGAUAUUUAUUUUAUUAUUUUCUAUCUGCUGUGUCAUUCAACCACCCAUCCAGUUUCACGGGUUAUACAUUUGGACGCAAGUGUUGAAGUUUUGCGACAGUCCAGAAUGUGUUUUUCACCAAUAGAUGUAAUUUAUUAAAUAUUAAUCUAUGUACACUGUAUGCAUCAUGGUAAUGUGACAAAAUAUACACCAGUAUAUCAGUAUGGAUGUAAAAAAAUUGAAUUUCACAUGUUUGUUGAUGGAUUAAUUAAAGAUACAUUAUGUAAGAUUUAGAUCAAGAGCUAGCCAUUCUUGCUAUAAUAGUUCGAAAAUGGAUAAUGUAAAAUGAAUAAUUUGAAAAUUUUAUUCAAAUUACUCUAUUGUGAGUGAAGAUAUUAGCCUUUAAAGGUUUGACAAGAUGUGUGCAAUAAUUUCAACCAUCGUACUGGUUGCUUGAAGCUAAGUCUCGCUCCUCCAUUUUUAGCUUAAAUCAAAAUAUGGCUGAACUGUUCUAAUCUAUUUAAUAUUGGAGAAAUCCGAUGCCAUCGAGAGUUGAAUAUGAGCUGGAUAAGUUAAUUAAUGUAAUUAAUGUCUAAUUAAUAAUUUAGAUAACAUAUCAAGAAAGACCUGCAAUAGGCAGAUUUAGCUCUUGCAUAAUGUAUGUUUAAUGUAUGUAUACAUCAUAGUAAUGUGACAAAAUAUAUGUCUAUAAAUCAGCAUGGAUGUAAAAAAAUUGAAUUUUGUUGAUUGAAUUAAAUGUGCUACUUGUUAUUGUAAUGUGACCAAAAUUUAUGGAUAUAAAAAUAUAAUGUGCUUACUUGUUAAUUAAUUGGUAUAUAUAUCAAAUGUUAUGUUUAUUGAAAUAAAUAUGUUGAUGUGUAA